Molecule: messenger RNA, 1332 nt
Organism: Dipodomys ordii (Ord's kangaroo rat)
Lineage: Eukaryota; Metazoa; Chordata; Mammalia; Rodentia; Heteromyidae
Gene: Rrs1
Product: RRS1 ribosome biogenesis regulator homolog (S. cerevisiae)
Exons: 1
Biological process (GO): ribosome biogenesis; ribosomal large subunit biogenesis; ribosomal large subunit export from nucleus
Cellular component (GO): nucleus; nucleolus; preribosome, large subunit precursor
Molecular function (GO): protein binding
Source: RefSeq, a predicted model, not a curated record
CGCCUGCCCCGGGAGAAGCCGCUGCCGCGGCCGCGGCCGCUCACGCGCUGGCAGCAGUUCGCGCGCCUCAAGGGCAUCCGCCCCAGGAAGAAGACCAACCUGGUGUGGGACGACGCGAGCGGCCAGUGGCGCCGCCGCUGGGGCUACCAGCGCGCCCGGGACGACACCAAAGAGUGGCUCAUCGAGGUGCCCGGCGGCGCCGACCCCCUGGAGGACCAGUUCGCCAAGCGGAUGGAAGCCAAGAAGGAACGCGUGGCCAAGAACGAGCUGAACCGCCUGCGCAACCUGGCCCGCGCGCACAAGCAGCAGCUGCCCAGCGCCGCCGGCCUGCGCCCCACCGGCCACCAGAGUAAGGAGGAGCUGGGCCGCGCCAUGCACGUGGCCAAGGUGUCCACCGCCUCCCUGGGGCGCUUCCAGGAGCGCCUGCCCAAGGAGAAGGCACCCCGGGGCGCCGGCAAGAAGAGGAAGUUUCAACCCCUUUUCGGAGACUUUGCAGCCGAGAAAAAGAGCCAGUUGGAGCUACUUCGCGUGAUGAAUAGCAAGAAGCCCCAGUUGGACGUGACCAGGGCCACCAAUAAGCAGAUGAGGGAGGAGGACCAGGAGGAGGCCGCCAAGAGGAGGAAAAUGAGCCAGAAGAGCAAAAGGAAAGGGGGCCGGCAGGGGCCCGGGGGCAAGAGGAAGGGCGGUGGUAGCGGCCCCCCCAAGAGGAAAGGAGGCUUGGGCGGCAAGAUGCAUUCCAGGCAACCUGGCGCGGGUGGCAAGAGGAAAGGAGGGCAGCAGCAAGGAGGGAAGGGGAGGAAGUGAUCCUCUCCCCCCUGACUGGUCUGGAAAGCCGGGAGAGGACCGCAUACAUACUUAAGUACUGUAUAUGGGGAGUUGGAGGAGGGUGACCCUCCCCUCCAGAGAAUGUUAAUAUGGGGCUGUACUGUUCAUCCACCAUUAACACUUUGGUUGACUUUGGCUGGAUGUAUUUGAGCACAUAUGAAUGGGGGGCAAAUUGCUGGGAACUGGGAAUUCUUUAAUAGCCAUCUUUACCUUUCUUCAUUGUAACUUUCUGUACGGGGUGAGACUUGGUCCUAUUUGAGAGAUUUCACAGUUAUUUUUAACAGUAAACUUUUAAUGAAAGAGUGCCUGUACUCGCGUUGCUUAUAACUCUUCGACUGUUGGUAGAAAUGGUACUUGAAGCCUGUGGUCCAGAUUCCCAGUAUAGGGUAUUUUUGUAUAUUUUCUAAAACCAAAGCAGUUAAAUUUAUAAUGGUUUCAUCAAGGUCACUUUUACUUAAAAAAAACUAAACCGUUCUUUUUUAUUUAAUAAACAUACUAAAAACAGUG